AUGGUUGAUUCUUCAGAUGGAUAUCAUACGGCUAAAUUUAAUCUUAAAACAAACUUACCAUCAUUUAAUUCUGAUCAAAAUGAUAAAAAAGUGGUUGAGGAUGUUAAGAAAUUGCUUGAAAGAGUUAUUUUAUUAAUUUUACAUAAAUGGAAAUACUUUGAUAAAGAAGAUUACGAUCUUAAUAUUAAUUGGGUUGAAGGGAAACAAACAAAGAAUAACACUCGUCAUAGUCUAGAAGAAAGAUUUGGUAUUCCAUUUCCAACAAUUAAUUUGAUUAACUUAAAUGUCUUACUAUUUAAUUCAAAAGUGGUACAACUUUAUUCACCUUUAAGAUUUUAA
Rhizophagus irregularis DAOM 181602=DAOM 197198 is the source of this 339-nucleotide messenger RNA. The record is from RefSeq and is a predicted model, not a curated record. Lineage: Eukaryota; Fungi; Glomeromycota; Glomeromycetes; Glomerales; Glomeraceae.